AUUUGUGUAAAAUACUUAUUUUAACACACAGUCAGAUAACAGUUAAACUGUCCAUGUACUUGGCACUGACAGAACCAGUUAGAGCCGGUUAGAACCGGUCAGAAGCAGUUCUGGUACCAUCGUUGCUUCUUCUUUUCUGAGGUCACUGCCAGCCUAACCUCAACUACACAGGGGUUAAGCCCUCCAAAGAAGACGUAGCUAAAGACCCAUGAUGGAGAGAUGCAGCCCCCCAACCUCUCCUCACCUGUUCUCAACCUCCCCUCGCUGCUUCAGGAAACAUCCCAGGGCUUUGGUCCUUCAGCGUUCACACAUGUCAGUCAACUCUUCCUCCUUCUCAAACGCCUCCCAUAUCUCAAACCGCAGAAGCUUUCUUUGCUUCGAUUCGCCAGAUGGAACCUUCGCCUUCCUCACCUUUGCCACCGCCAACUUCCUCCUUCUCCUUCCUCUCUCCAUCCUUGUUAUCCAUGUGGGAUUCCAAAGAUGGACGCUGCAACGAUCCACCUCUUCGACAAGAGUGACAAGCCACACCGACGUCUUCACCUACCACAUGGUGGCCAUGGAGUUCUUCACCCUGCUGGGAUCUGGCCUUUACUGCGUUGCUGAUUUUUUAAGAAAUGAGCAGAUAAUGAUAGCUGGGUUUUAUUUGUUUUCUAUAAUCCUACCUGGUCAGACAAAUUUUCACUGCAUGACUUGCAUUGAGCGCUAUGUAGCUGUAGUCCACCCAAUCACCUACCUGGGCCUGAGAAAGACGAGUGGGGUCAGGAUCAGAAAUAUCAGCAUAGGCUGUGUCUGGCUGUUGAGUGUUGGAUGGAUGCAUGUGACUUACAUCCACUUACCAUAUCUUGCUGUAAUCCCCUUGUUCUUAUUUUACACUGUUUCCCUGCUGGUCAUCUCUUUUUGCAGUCUUUCUGUCCUCUGGGCUCUCAGGCAUCCAUCGCCUGGAGACAGAUCUGGAGACAGGGUCAGGGUUGACCAAUCCAAGCAAAGGGCCUUUCACACCAUUAUGGCUAUAAUGGGAGUGCUGCUGCUUAAGUUUUCUGGGCAUCUAAUUUGCUUGGUUAUAUAUAGGUCUACUGUUGCAGUGGGUAGGGAUCCGUGUUUUGUCCUCAAAAGCUCCUUCUGGUUGAGCCUUCCCAGCAGUCUUGUUUUACCUUUGCUGUUUUUACAAAGAGCAGGCAAACUAACAUGUUGUAAGAACAACACUGCAUCAGGACAAGGGUCCAAAUAGGGCAUCUUAAGUUGUAUCUUAUCUUUUUAUUAUGUCUUAUUGUCCCUCGUAUAGAUUUGUAAAAUUCUUAACGUAUCUCAGCCUGGUGACUUUGUAAAGCCUCAAUAGGUUGUUUGCAAUAACGUCAUGCAAGUGACGUGUGGAAUUCAAAUGGGAGUCAGGAAGUAAAUUUCAGAAUGGACUUAACCAAGGAAAGCCCGUACUGUGCAGCUCUAGACACCGUAAUAAGACAGAGAUACCCACAAAAAAAUCUGAAUUAUGUCAGAAGAGAUCUUCGUCUCAUGAGGACUUCCGAUUUUUUUACUGACCCGAGCUUAUUUCUGAAUGUGUCUGCCGUUGACAUCACUAACUACCCCGUCCUCCAGACUUCAUUUUACACCACCGAGCAGAGGAAGGUGUUCAAAAGCCUCCUGGCUCACAAUCUUCUUGAGUGGUCGGGUCCACGACCUGGGUAUCAAGGUGCUCAACAACGAUUGUCUUUAGGUUUUCUCCAGGGUGAGUGUUUUUCAAUUAAUUUCCAACUCAGAGAGGAUCAUUCUCAGUGUUCUCUCAUUUCCACUAACGUUAGUUUACUUACCGCAGGUUAACCCUCUAAAGGGUUCAGCCAACAGGAGUUUACUUAAACAUAGACAUAUAUAUAUACAGCAUACGUACAUUACCUUCACUCACCCUGGACAAAUUGGUCACCACACACACAGGCAUAACCCGACUUUGCUCCUCCUGACCAUAAACAAAGGUUUCCUCGUUUUUCAGAGGGUUUUUUGCAUUUUCCCCCUUGAGAACCACAACCUUUUGGACACGAUAAACACUUGUCGACUUCUCUGUUUGUUCAGUUAGGGAAACCGAAACAAACGCAAACCGUAGGCAUUUUUCUGUGUUUAUGUGUCUGCGCAGACUGCUGCAGAUCACUUCCUGACCCCAUCUACAUUUUACCGCCACUGCCACGCAACGGAAAUGACGUCAUAUGCAAACAACCUAUUCAAACCUCUGUCUAAAAUGCUUCAUUUUGGCCAUUGCCUCUGUUUUAUUCUCCAACCAGUUUCACGCCGCCAUGUUGCUGCAAAGUGUUCCUAUGGAACUCGAGUCACAAGAAGCGAGAAAACAAGUAUGCGCAAAACUUCCUUUCACAGAAAAUAAAUGUAAUUAAAGCCGCCAGCUACAGCCAUUGCUGUGCUGCAGUAAGAGGUACAAUCUACAUGACCUUAAUGAAUAGGUAGAUGAGGCCUAGGCCUAAACUGUGAGCAUAUACCUACGUAGUUUUAACACAGAGUUUGUUGUAGGACUGCUUUGGACCAGGUAGGGCUAUAACUUAAAUGAAGGCAUCAUCUGCCAUGUCUGAAUUUUGGGCCACGUUGAGGCAUGCAAAAUAUGAGGGAAAAGCGGCAUAAGAAAGAAAGAAAGAAAGACUGAAGAAUGAUAAUCUUUAGGGUUCCAAUAUGGCCUCACUGCCACUGGGUGUCGGUGCUCAGGACCUAAGUAGAGUAUACAUCGCUGUUUAAUGAAAAAAAAAAAGAAAAAAAAAAGGACUUGGCAGUUUUAUUCAGAUCGAGCCAUUUUGACAAUAUUGAUGUCAUUAGAUGUGGUCAUGCACACCCACCUAGUAAGGAGUUAUUCCCUCAAAAUAAUUCAAAUAUUUUUUUCUGAGUUGGACAGUUUACAUCUUCAUGAAACACCCAAGUCUCCUGUCUAGGUUGUUUGAUUAUUAGGACACAUGUAAACAGGCAGGUGUUUGGCCUCAACGACACUAUAUGAUUUGAAUAAGUACUUGUUUUAAGUUACGACUGAUUUGAAUUCUGUCAAACAUCCAGUGUCAACAUACAUACCGAAAAGAGAAGUUCAGCUUAGGGCAUCUGCCUUCAUCAUAAACGCUUUUCAAAUCUAAUAAAUAGAUAUGUUGUAUUUCUUAUUC
This is a messenger RNA of Notolabrus celidotus (New Zealand spotty), 3137 nucleotides long. RefSeq lists its product as uncharacterized. Gene Ontology annotation, biological process: phospholipase C-activating G protein-coupled receptor signaling pathway; positive regulation of Rho protein signal transduction. The coding region runs from base 209 to 1228 and encodes 339 amino acids. The record is from RefSeq and is a predicted model, not a curated record. The transcript is spliced from 3 exons. Lineage: Eukaryota; Metazoa; Chordata; Actinopteri; Labriformes; Labridae. Gene Ontology annotation, molecular function: lysophosphatidic acid receptor activity.